This is a messenger RNA of Erythranthe guttata (spotted monkey flower), 489 nucleotides long. RefSeq lists its product as uncharacterized. Gene Ontology annotation, molecular function: RNA-DNA hybrid ribonuclease activity; nucleic acid binding. The record is from RefSeq and is a predicted model, not a curated record. NCBI's taxonomy places the organism in Eukaryota, Viridiplantae, Streptophyta, Magnoliopsida, Lamiales, Phrymaceae.
AUGGCGGGCCCCGCCCCUCUCUUUCUCUACUUGGACUGUCCCACCAAUGGCAGCAUCAAAAUCAAUUUUGAUGCAGCUCUACCUCCUGGUAAGCCGUUUUAUGCGUGUGCUACGGUGGCGAGGAAUCAGGAUCGUCAAUGUCUUGGUUGGGCUAUUCGCCACUUUCCAGGGAAGCCAACACCCACUGAUUGUGAAGCCCACGCAGCUCUAGUAUCCAUGGUCUGGGCUCGGAGACAAGAAUGGGACAAUAUCAUUUUGGAGGGAGAUAACCUCACAGUCAUAAACUUUCUCAAGAACAAAGAGAACACUUCAGCUUCGUUUGGCGCAUUCAUCGAAGAAUGUAUUUCGAUUUCUUCUUCGUUUUCUAGUUGCAUCUUUUCUUUUAUUAAUCGUAAGGGCAAUGCUUUAGCUCACUCUUUUGCCACGAACCUUAGUUAUUCAUGUAAUGAGGGUAUUUACAUUCCCUCAGACUUAGGGCAUUCAGCCUAA